AUGGUUCAUUUAGAAAACGUCUUUUUAAAGAAUGUAUUAUUGUAUUUACCAACGUUAAAAGAUGUUGGGAGAUUUGCACAAGUAUGCAAAUCAUGUGAAGAAGCAAUCAACACGAUUUAUGUUAAUCCAUAUGAAUUAACAAUCCAUCAUUCAUUUGAUGAAAUUAUUCCAUUAUUUCCUAAUUUACAAACAUUUUAUGUUAGAAGAUGUCCAGAAAGAUUAUACAAAAUAUCAGCAAAUGAUAUUCCACUAAUCGAAAUAGGAGGAUGGAAUGAAACAGCAAAACAAACAAAAAUGUUUGAUACAAAAUGGUUUUGUUCAAAAAUAAGAAAAUUACGAAUGGAGGGAUACUAUUGUAAAAAAGUAAUAGAAAAACAUCCAGAAUAUUUUACACAAUUACAAGAAUUAGUUAUUUUGAAUUCCAAUGAUUUGAAUCUAAUAAGAAAAAUGAUUGAAUUACCAACAUUAAAAAAAGUAAUUAUUCUUUGUACCAACAAUGAAUUUCAAGAACUUUCAAAAAUGGUUGAUUUUAAUAAAUACAAACAAAUCAAUUUCAUUAUUAUUUUAAAUGAACAUGGGUUUAUCUUUAGUCAAUGUUUCGACCAAAUAGAUUAUAAUCAAUUUGUUAAUUGUAGGUUUUACACUAGAGUACUUAAUAAAUCAACAAUAAAUUUACCUUAUUUACCAUCAUUACCAUAUGAACAGAAGUUUCUCAUGGGGUUCGAUAAAAGUGGUGCUAGUGUUGUUAUUAAAACUGAUGUUUUAGAUAAAAUCAAUCAAAUUAAUGAAAUAAUUGUAAAAAAUGAUAUUCGACAUGUUGUUAUUGAAAAUAUUUUAAAUGACUUUGAAGGAAAUAGAAUUGAUUUAACAACAUUACCCAUUGAAUUAUUAUCAAUAAAAAAAGUUGAAAAACAAAAUCUUGUUUUUGUCAUUCCUCCUGGUUUAAAGUCAUUAACAAUUUAUGAAUGUAAGGCAUCAAUUGAUAUUUCAAAAUGUUAUUUAAAAGAAUUAACAUUACGUGAGUAUCAAGGAAAACCAAUAGAUGUACAUGAUGAUAAUUUAAAAGUAUUUGAAACUGAUUUUAAUCAAGAAAUAAAAUGGUAUCAUAAUGAUACAUUACUUAAUCAAAAUGAAAUCUAUUUAGAUGCAAACAAAAUUACUUUGUUUAAAACUGGUUGUUCACAUAUUUUUAUAAAUGGUGAAAGAGUUGAAGAUAACAGUCCUUUAAAAACUAUCAUUUUUAAAUACAAUGAUAAGGAAAUAAGAAUAAAUGAAGUCAGUGAAUUUUCAUUUGAAAAUAAGUUUUUGUAUUGUAGUUUGGGUAAUGUACAAGAAUUAGAUUUUGGAGAAUAUCCAUUUUGUGGUUUUGUUGUAACAAAUUCUAAGAUAAGCCAUUUAAAAAUAAAAUCUAAUUCAGUUGGUUUAACUCAUGUUGAGUGCGAUGAUUUAAUUAUUGACGGUGCUUGUACUCAAUUCGGUUUUACUGAUUGUAAAAUUGAUACAUUGACUUGUGACACUAUCGAAUGUUUAAAUUGCCAGAGGUCAGACAUCACUACUAUAAAUGCAAAUGAGAUCAAGAAAAUUAAUGGACCAAGUGCAAAAUCAAAAAUUAGGAAUGCAAUGAAAGAAAAAGGUAAAAGAAAGAAAUAA
Messenger RNA from Entamoeba dispar SAW760, 1650 nucleotides. RefSeq lists its product as uncharacterized. The record is from RefSeq and is a predicted model, not a curated record. The coding region runs from base 1 to 1650 and encodes 549 amino acids. The transcript has a single exon. NCBI's taxonomy places the organism in Eukaryota, Evosea, Mastigamoebida, Endamoebidae.